Molecule: messenger RNA, 4185 nt
Organism: Xenopus laevis (African clawed frog)
Lineage: Eukaryota; Metazoa; Chordata; Amphibia; Anura; Pipidae
Gene: clcn3.S
Product: chloride channel, voltage-sensitive 3 S homeolog
Exons: 14
Coding region: 269-2872 (867 amino acids)
Biological process (GO): proton transmembrane transport; chloride transport; transmembrane transport
Cellular component (GO): plasma membrane; early endosome membrane; Golgi apparatus
Molecular function (GO): chloride channel activity; chloride:proton antiporter activity; voltage-gated chloride channel activity
Source: RefSeq, a predicted model, not a curated record
CAGCUUCAGCAGCUGCCCGGAAGCAGUGCCCGGAUGUUUGCGACCGCCCCUCCAGGUACAGCGGAGGAGAUGGACUGGUAGUGGUGCGUUUGUCGGGUCAUGCGGAUUGUGAAGCUGAGUCUGUUAGCGGAGCGCAGUUGUUUGUGGGCCUGGAAGUGGGAGCUGUAGUUUGUCUGGGAGCGGAGAGACUCCAGGGAGGAUGCAGCUUUUACUCCACAGGGAUUGGGAGGUGUUUCCGGCAUCUGAGCUCAGGUAGUUUGGCUGUUAAAUGGAGUCUGAGCAGCUGUUUCAGCGGAGCUAUUAUCGCAACAGUUACAACAGCAUUACAAGUGCAAGCAGUGACGAGGAGCUCUUGGAUGGAGCCGGUGGCAUGAUGGACUUCCAUACGUUGGAAGAUGACAACUUGUUGGAUGGUGAUGCAUCAAUGGGAACACAUUAUACUGUGACAAAUGGAGGUGCAAUUAACAGCACGACUCACCUAUUGGAUCUCCUAGAUGAACCUAUCCCAGGAGUCGGGACCUAUGAUGACUUUCAUACCAUAGACUGGGUGCGGGAAAAAUGCAAAGACAGAGAGCGACACAGGCGGAUAAACAGCAAGAAGAAAGAAUCUGCAUGGGAACUAGCAAAAAGUCUGUACGAUGCCUGGUCUGGAUGGCUGGUAGUCACACUAACCGGUUUAGCAUCAGGUGCCCUUGCAGGCUUUAUAGACAUUGCUGCAGACUGGAUGGCAGAUUUAAAAGAAGGUAUUUGUAUGACCGCUUUUUGGUUUAACCAUGAACAGUGCUGCUGGGACUCCAAAGAGGCAACAUUUGAAGAGAGAGACAAGUGCCCUCAGUGGCAGACAUGGGCAGACCUAAUAAUUGGCCAAGCAGAAGGUCCUGGAUCUUAUAUAAUGAAUUAUUUCAUGUACAUUUUUUGGGCCCUAAGUUUUGCCUUUCUCGCUGUGUGUCUUGUGAAAGUAUUUGCCCCUUAUGCUUGUGGUUCAGGAAUACCAGAGAUUAAAACUAUUUUAAGUGGAUUCAUCAUCCGUGGAUACCUGGGAAAAUGGACGUUAAUGAUAAAAACUAUCACGCUGGUUCUUGCUGUGGCCUCAGGUUUAAGCUUAGGGAAGGAAGGUCCCUUAGUACAUGUUGCAUGCUGUUGUGGCAACAUAUUUUCCUACCUGUUCCCCAAGUACAACACUAAUGAGGCAAAGAAAAGAGAGGUUCUGUCAGCAGCAUCAGCUGCUGGUGUUUCUGUUGCUUUUGGAGCUCCCAUAGGUGGAGUACUUUUUAGUCUGGAAGAGGUGAGCUACUAUUUCCCUUUAAAGACAUUAUGGAGAUCAUUCUUUGCAGCCUUAGUAGCAGCAUUUGUUCUAAGGUCAAUUAACCCUUUUGGGAACAGCCGUCUUGUCCUUUUCUAUGUAGAAUAUCAUACCCCAUGGUAUUUGUUUGAACUUAUCCCAUUUAUUCUACUGGGUGUAUUUGGAGGACUUUGGGGAGCGUUUUUCAUCCGUGCGAAUAUUGCCUGGUGCCGGCGGCGCAAAUCAACCAGAUUUGGGAGGUAUCCAGUAUUGGAGGUUAUCGCCGUGGCAGCCAUCACGGCGAUUAUUGCUUUUCCCAAUCCGUACACACGGUUCAACACUAGCCAGUUGAUAAAGGAGUUAUUUACAGACUGUGGGCCUUUAGAAUCCUCCUCUUUGUGUGACUAUAAAAAUGAUAUGAACGCCAGCAAAAUUGUGGACGAUAUACCUGACCGCCCUGCAGGGACUGGGGUGUACUCCGCUAUUUGGCAGCUGUGCUUGGCUCUGGUGUUCAAGAUUAUUAUGACAGUCUUCACCUUUGGCAUUAAGGUACCUUCAGGUCUGUUUAUCCCAAGCAUGGCAAUUGGUGCCAUAGCAGGCCGGAUUGUGGGCAUUGCAGUGGAACAACUGGCUUAUUAUCAUCAUGACUGGUUCAUAUUCAAGGAGUGGUGUGAAGUGGGAGCUGACUGUAUAACUCCUGGGCUAUAUGCUAUGGUUGGUGCUGCUGCAUGUCUUGGUGGUGUGACCCGGAUGACAGUCUCUCUUGUAGUCAUAGUAUUUGAGCUAACUGGGGGCCUGGAAUACAUUGUCCCCCUUAUGGCAGCAGUGAUGACCAGUAAGUGGGUUGGGGAUGCCUUUGGAAGGGAAGGUAUAUAUGAAGCUCAUAUACGGCUGAAUGGAUAUCCAUUUUUGGAUGCCAAGGAGGAAUUCACACAUACAACUCUAGCUCGUGAUGUGAUGAGACCAAGAAGAAACGAUCCUCCAUUGGCUGUUCUAACUCAAGACGAUAUGACUGUUGAUGAUGUUGAAAGUCUAAUCAAUGACACCAGCUACAAUGGCUUCCCUGUCAUCAUGUCUAAGGAGUCACAGCGCCUUGUGGGAUUUGCUCUCAGAAGAGAUUUGACAUUAGCCAUUGAAAAUGCAAGAAAAAAGCAAGAAGGUAUUGUUGGUAGCUCACGAGUGUGCUUUGCCCAGCACACCCCAUCCCUCCCUGCAGAAAGUCCUCGCACUCUUAAGCUACGCAGUAUCCUUGACAUGAGUCCUUUCACCGUGACUGACCAGACACCAAUGGAAAUAGUGGUGGACAUAUUCCGUAAGCUGGGGCUCAGACAGUGCCUUGUGACACACAAUGGGGCUGUCUUGGGGAUCAUCACAAAGAAGAACAUAUUAGAACUUCUCGAGCACCUAAAGCAGCACGUGGAACCCUUGGCGCCUCCUUGGUAUUAUCACAAAAAAAGAUAUCCUUCGUCAUAUGGCCCAAAUGGCAAAUCACGAUCCCGAGUCGAUCUUGUUCAACUGAACAACAUCUCAGAGGAAGACAGGGAAGAAAGUGAAGAGGAGGUAUCUUUGCUAAAGAACUCAAUGCCCUGACCAGAGGGUAACCUGGAUUGUUGAAUAAAUUCAAAGCAAGGUGUUUCGCAGCAUUGUUGCACUCCUUUUAUUAUUGCAGGAGAAGCAGAGCCCUUACCUUGGCUACAUGGGACAGUCACCUGUGUCCCAGAGGGAAGUGUAAUAGGCCAACUGUAUGUAGCAGUAAUUACUGUAUGUAGCAGUUGAAUGGGCCAUGCACAGGAGUGUUUAAGACUCAUUAUAUUAGAUCCCUGUUAAUGGGGGUUACACUGAGUUUGAGCCAUCUUUAUUCAAGACUUGUUACCCUUUUUAUCACUGGAGGAAAGAACAGUAUGUUUCAGCUGUCAGAUUAUUACACUUUGAUUAUUCAAGACUCAUCAUAUUAGAUCCCUGUUAAUGGGGGUUACACUGAGUUUGAGCCAUCUUUAUUCAAGACUUGUUACCCUUUUUAUCACUGGAGGAAAGAUCAGUAUGUUUCAGCUGUCAGAUUAUUACACUUUGAUUAUUUCGUACAUUCCUAGAUAGGCAGACUCUAUUAUCCCUUCUUCCUACCCACAAUUCCUCAGUCAAUUCCCAGAGGAGGCUUUUAAAACAGUAAUGUCUCAUAUUGAGAGGGACUGUAGAUUUUUAAAAGCAGCAUCACACACAAGAAUGUGCUUUCUAUAGCUGUGAGCUUGUACCUGAUGGGCUGCAGAAGUGGCUUAUACCCGCAGGGCAUAGAACUAGUCAGUUCAGCAGCUUACAACAAUGGCGUGGCUUCAGAUCAUCCAUUUGUGCUCUGUCCAUUGAUGUGAAGUGGGAAGUUUAGCAAUUUUAUUUUUGUAUUGCAACCCUUGAAUCUGCAUAUGUUUUGCAGUGUUGUGUCAUAAUCCACAUCUAAGGCACAAUUUGCACAGGACCCGCCCUGAAAAUUGUGAAAUAUUUUUUUUUUCCCCCUAAUGCUACACAUGGCUGUAAUGUAUGGCAGAUCUGCAUUCUGUGAACUCUCUUACCUUGUAAAACUAAAAAGAGAAUUCUCUGGUUAACAAGGUUUUCUAUUUAGAAUUGAAGAACAAUAACGACAACUCGUACCUAUAUGAUAGUAGAAACAUCUUAGGACACUGGACAUAAGUGUUUGCUUUGUAUUCUACUUGAAGUUGAACGAGUCAUGAAUUUUCAGGGAAAUUGGUAAUCCUUCUAACACUAGAACAGAGAAAUGAUUAAAUUUGCACUAAAUGGUCAUCUCAGAACAGUAUGUUCCUACUGUAUAACGUCAAAUACAUUGGAAAUGAUUAUUGUGUAUUUAAUCCGUUUAUUGUGAAUCUGUAAUAUGAUUAAAAACAAAUUGUAAGUGG